Molecule: messenger RNA, 660 nt
Organism: Calypte anna (Anna's hummingbird)
Lineage: Eukaryota; Metazoa; Chordata; Aves; Apodiformes; Trochilidae
Gene: CLDN20
Product: claudin 20
Exons: 1
Coding region: 1-660 (219 amino acids)
Biological process (GO): cell adhesion; bicellular tight junction assembly
Cellular component (GO): plasma membrane; bicellular tight junction
Molecular function (GO): structural molecule activity
Source: RefSeq, a predicted model, not a curated record
AUGGCAUCAGCAAGUCUGCAGUUCUUUGCUUUUAUUCUGGCUUUGUUUGGUGUUUUUGGAGAUAUCACAGCCACUUUACUGCCAAACUGGAAGGUAAAUGCAGAUGUUGGUUCAAAUAUCAUAACAGCUAUAACACAGAUGCAAGGACUUUGGAUGGACUGCACAUGGUACAGCACUGGGAUGUUUAGCUGUACCCUGAAAUACUCCGUUCUCUCUCUCCCCAUCUACAUCCAGGCUGCACGGACCACCAUGGUACUGUCCUGUAUCCUAUCAGCCUUUGGGAUCUGCAUCACUACAGUUGGAAUGAAAUGCACAAAGUUGGGAGGGGACACUGCCAGCAAAAGCCACGCUUGUUUUGGUGGAGGAAUCUGCUUCGUUCUUGCCGGAAUCUUUGGAUUAGUACCUACAUCCUGGUACACAAGAGAAAUUAUUUCAAAUUUUCUGGACCAGACCAUUCCAGAGAGCAGUAAACAUGAACCAGGAGGAGCAGUUUAUGUAGGAUUCAUUUCAUCUGGGUUUCUGCUUAUUGCUGGUGUGAUCUUUUGCACUUCCUGUUUUAAAAAGCAGCCAGGAGCAUGGAUUUGCCCUCCAAAACAGCACCGUUUCUCAUCCACUGAGCAGGAGAGCAACACAGGCUACAACCUAAAGGACUACGUUUAA